Molecule: messenger RNA, 3402 nt
Organism: Auanema sp. JU1783
Lineage: Eukaryota; Metazoa; Nematoda; Chromadorea; Rhabditida; Rhabditidae
Source: the annotation of a GenBank genome assembly
AUGGAGUGCGAGUCUGAUGAGGAUAAACCUAUAACAGAAGUAAGGACUGCUAGGAAACGCUUUCCUGAUGAUGUUACUAAUCUUCCCGAAAUACCACAAAAGAGGGACAAGAAAGGCCAGUUUAACUCGAGAUUCAGUUCGGUAUCAGUUUCUACAGCAAGUUUGACUGAGACUGAUAUUGCAACUGAGGUAGCAGGUAGAAUAGCUGGAAUUGAAAUAGAAAACUUCAUGUGUCAUAGUAAUUUACAAAUUAAUUUCGAUGUGAAAAAUAAGAAUUGUUUCUACAUCGGAGGUUCCAACGGAAGUGGGAAAAGCGCCGUGUUCGCUGCUUUUAAUUUGGGGUUAGGAGGAAAAGGUAGCCACAAUGACCGUGGAAACUCUGUGAAAGGAUAUAUAAAAUCUGGAAAACAGAGAGCCAAGAUUCGAAUUACUUUGACUAAUAGGGGACAAGGAGCUAUCAAAUCUUUCGCACAGAGAAACUUAGGCCAGCACGUGAUAAUAGAGAGAAGUAUUAACCAUACACAAUCAACUUACACUUUAAAAACAAGUGAUGGUGUCGGGAAUGAAAUGCGAGAACGGGUAUUCUCUAAUAAAAAAAGUGAUCUCGACGUGAUUUUAAGUAAAUAUAAUAUUCAACUAACUAACCCCAUUUUUUGGAUGAGUCAAGAUCGAUCUCGUCAGUUUCUUCAGGGAUGGGAUCCUCUGAAGAUGUUUAAUAUGUUCAUGGAUUCUACUGGGUUGAGUGUAGCGUUAAGAACCUAUGAAGAGAUUGAGAACUCAUUGAAGGAGUUGAAAACUAAUCAAAAGAUAUGUAAUGAGCUAGUUCGAGAGAAGAAAGAAGAGUUUCAAAAAAUAAUAAAUUUACGAUCUCAAACUCAAAAGGUUAGACAGCUUCGUACUAAUCUUCUAAGUUUGCAUUGGAUGGCUUGCUGGACUCCACUCAGAGAUUAUCAGAGAGAUUUUGAAGAAGUCGAGUCUGCUUUGGAUAAUUUUGAAAAAAACAAAUCGAAUCUGCGAACAGUUUUGAAAGAAGUAGCUGAGGAAAAAGAGGCCAAAGCAGAACUUAAUGAGAAGAUCAGGAAGGAAAUGAAAGUCUUCUCGGAGAGCACAAAGGUUUUUGUGGAAAGAAAAAAAAACUGCGAUCAGCAGAUGAGGGACCUCAAUCAUAAAGUUAUACAAAUUGAAAAUGACCACGAACGUCUGAGAGUAAAAUACGAAAAUCAGAUGCGGACGAUCACUCGAAUGGAGACUGAAGUGUCCGAUGUUCUGACGAAGAAAGGUGUAGACGAGAAUGCGGAAAAGAUUCAAGAAGCUAACAGAUCUCUGGAACUAUUAACAGAACAAGAACAAGUAAAGGUAUCAGAGAAAGUGAAAUUUAGACAAGAUUGGAAUGAAGUUGAGAAAAGAAAGCAAUCUAACGAUUCCGAAUUAGCGCAGAUCAAGCAAAAAGGUGCUAGCCUUGUUUCAAAGCUCAAGAUGCAAGAGUCUCUACUACGAGACAGCGAGGGAAGAUCGAGCAAUCAAAUGUUCAGAUUCGGUGAGCACACUUCCAAGAUACUGGAAGUUAUUCGUUCGAACCGUCAUCUCUUCGAUAUGGAACCGAAAGGGCCUAUUGGCAUGUAUGUUAGUGUGUUGGAUAAGAAGUGGGCUUUUGCUGUUGAAGAAGUUUUGCGAGCUAAUUUGAAAUCGUUUUUAAUUGAUAGCAAGAAGGACUUGACGACUUUUAGGAAAUUAUUAAAUAAAUACCGGAUUCCUGUCCCAAACACUUUAGUUACAAGAUUCGUAGGAGAAGACUAUGACGUGAGGAGAAGUGAGCCUAGCUCAGAUUAUCCAACAGUUUACCGAAUGAUAGAGGUUAAGGAUGUUGACGUCAGAAACGCUCUGAUUGACAGCACCGGUAUUGAAAGUAUCAUUUUGAUUGAAUCCGAUCAGGAAGCAAGGCGGUUGAUGGAUGGGCAUGCUCCUCAGAAUGCCAGUAGAGCUAUAACUUCAAGUGGUGGAACUGCAUACUCACACCCUUACCGAUUUUAUGCAUGCCAAAAAACUCCGAAGCCAACAAUAUUGGAUGAAGAUCAAGAACUAUGUGACUUUGAGAAAGUUCGUAGUGAGAUUGCUGAUCUAAAAAAGCAGCUGGAGCAAUGCAGUGCGGUCAGGUCUAAACUUGAAAAUCAAGAUAGAAAACUUCAUAAGGAGAACGAAUACAAAAGAAGGCUGUUUACUUCCUGUGAGGAGGAGAUGCUCCAAAUUCAAACUCAGAUUCGAGAAUGUAGAACGAAGAUUGAUAUGUUCGUAGAUGAUACUGACAACGAUGAAGUGAUUGGCAAUCUUAGAAAUUCCAUUGCGGCGUACCAUGAUUCAUGCAAGAAGAUCAAGGAAGAACAAAACACUUUGCAAAAUAAACGAGCAGCAUUGCAAGAAGAGUUUGCUGGAUUAGAAAGAGAACAAUUGGUGAUUGAAGAAGAUCAGGCUGAGCUUGAAAAAAAAUCUGAGAAACUUAGACAAUCUUUCCAAUCUAUUAAAGCGGAAAGCGACGCGUUAGAAGGUAAAUAUCAAGAGGCAAAGGAUCAAUUAGACUCUGCUGAAGUGAAUCAUAUGGACUUGGCUACAAAAAGGAAAAAUUUGUUAACAAUAGAGAAAGCUAAGGCUGAGAGAUUUGCUGAAACAGCGAAGGAUAUGCCAGUUCCUGAGGGUUUUUCCAAUCCUCCUGAUUUUGAUAAACUUCCAGCUUCAAGUAUUUUGAAUGAAGAAGUGGAAAACAUAGAGACUGAAAUAAAGCGGGAAGAGAAAAUACAAAGUGAAAUGUCCAAUCAGAUAGAAAGGAAAGAUGAACUGAUAGAUGAUGCUAUGUUCGCACACUUCUUCGAAGAUUUCAAGACAUUCAAAAGGAGUAUAAAGAUGAAUCGUGAAAUAGCUUCUAAACUUGCUGAAUCUCUGCGUGUACGAAAAGAAAAUUUCCCAUUGUUACAACAUGUCAUAAUUCAGCGACUUCAGAGUACUUUCAAGGAUCUCAUGCUUUAUUGUAAGUUCAAUGGAGAAAUUGAAGUCGAUACACGUAAACGUCGUCUCAAUGUUCGAGUGAGCAGAAAAGAAAGUGGUGAAAGUCAAACUCAACCAGCUCUGCAAGAUAUGAAAGGUCUGUCUGGCGGAGAAAGAUCGUACACUACAGCCUGUCUUAUAAUGGCUCUCUGGGCUAUCAUGGACCAUCCUUUCCGUUGCAUGGACGAGUUUGAUGUUUUCAUGGAUAUGAUUAAUAGAAAGAUAAUCAUGAACUUACUAGUCGAACUUGCAACAGUGAAAUAUCCACAUAAUCAAUUCAUCUUCUUCACACCUCAGGGAAUUCGCGAGCUUGACGAUAAAGACCGCGUUGACAUUUUUACAAUGCAAAAACCUAGAACUGGAUGA